UGAUAUUAAUUUCCACUUUUCCAUUUAGCGUUUCUAUGACGCUAAAUGGAGGCAUAUAUUAAACACGAACACAACCCGCGAAUUUCAGAAACUGGAGCCUCUUUCAUUUGCGCUUAUCACAGGUUCUUUUUUAGUCGGCAAAGAAUGACUACUGAUUUUUAUUCGGAGCGCCCGCUGUUCGGUGGCGCAAUAUCUAGUACAUUCCCUAAUAGAUUCCAGGACGUGAGCAAUGUUCGGCAGGUCCCUGAUCAUCAGGAGGCGUAUGUGGACCCUACCCGGGACGAGAGCCUGAUCUUUGAGUUCUUAGAGUUCAAGCAUGAUGUUGGAGACGAUGGGAGUGCUGUCUGGUUUCUUCAAGACCUUGCCAACGAACAGGAAGCUGAAGGAGACGUGGUGAUUGAGCAAUCUGGUGUGAUUGAGGCCCCUGGAUUGUGUUACAGAAACAUACCUGCUGUCGUCACAACUGCGGUUGGCCAGACGGCCAUUUCUAAGGGAAGGCAAGGAAGGGAAGCACAAAACAUUGUUAGGGUUUACUUGGCAAAUCUGCGUCUAAGGGAAGUUGAUACUGAUGUGCUAAUUUCUGCAUAUGAGCCCAUUCAUAUAAACCCUUUGAGUGAAAGUGCCAGCACAGUCGGUGCUGGUUCUGCUGUUCCUGCCACACAAACUGGAUGUAUGCCAAUGGCUGAGGUUUUUAAACUCGCAGUCUCCAGCUUCAAAGUUAAUGACUGGAGCCUUUUUGGUUCUGCCGUCUAAGAAAUCUACCGAGAAAAAAUUAUUAGGCAUCCACACUUGGAAGAUAGUUUUGGAAGAAUGUUUUGAAAGUAGUUUAUUUCUGUCGAUGGUUAAGAGCAGUAGUGCGUGCGCAGGAGGCAGAGGAGGUUCCCCAUCUGUAAUAAUUUUAUAUCGCUUUUUGUUUGAACAUAAAUGGCAGAUACCAUUUAGAGAUGGACAGUGGAAAUAUAGGAUAAUCUUCAAAAAGAGGCUUGGACUGAAAAAUUCCCACAAGCCCAUACACUGUUGUCUUUUCCACUUCUGUGAAAUGUGAAGGGGGAAUCUUUUCUUGAGUCGUUAAAA
This is a messenger RNA of Alnus glutinosa, 1074 nucleotides long. RefSeq lists its product as uncharacterized. Gene Ontology annotation, cellular component: nucleus. The record is from RefSeq and is a predicted model, not a curated record. The transcript has 8 exons. Bases 46 to 753 code for a protein of 235 amino acids. Gene Ontology annotation, molecular function: small GTPase binding; guanyl-nucleotide exchange factor activity. Lineage: Eukaryota; Viridiplantae; Streptophyta; Magnoliopsida; Fagales; Betulaceae. Gene Ontology annotation, biological process: protein import into nucleus.